UGUGGCCCCUUACCGCGCUGCGAGGCUGAGUGCAAAGUCUGUGUGGAGACGGUGAAACUUUUGUCAGCUGAGGCCAAAGGAGAUCAAUUUGGUAAAAGUCAAAAAUAAAAUUUCAAGAUCCCUGUUCCUCUGGUUUGUCUUCUGAAGACUCUGUUGUGAUCCGGCGGUCAUGGAGGUCUUUUACAUCAACUCCUCUGUGCUCUUGGUCUCUCACAGACCCCUCAACGUUACCCCUCAACAGACGGUCUACGAGCAUUGCAAAGACAUGCCCACCGUCAUCAUUUGGUACUUGGGCCUGCAGUUCAUCAACAUGUUCCUGGGCAUCCCGGCCAACCUCACGGUGCUGUGGCUCAUCCACAAGAACAAGGGCGAUUCGUCCACCUCAGAUAUCUUCAUCCUUCACCUGGCGGUUUUGGACAUGCUCUUCUGUCUCAUCCCUCCUCUGGAGCUGGCCAACAUCGUCUUCCUCACCACCAGCAGCACCUGGUACGUCCUGCGCUUCUUCUACGGCAUCAAAGACUCCUCGCCGCUGUUCCUAUCCUGCAUCUGCCUGGACCGGUACGUGGCCGUGGUCCACCCCAUCACCUUCACCGAGCUCAAGGACCGCCAGCACAGAGCAGUCCUGGCCAUGGCGGUCUGGCUGAUCACUCUGGCCUACGCCGCCGCUAAAUGCGUGGGCAACAUUGCCCACUUUGAGAAGGUCUUCACGGCGAUGAUCCUGACGGCGUUCGCCUUCAUGGUCUUCUGCAACAUCACUAUUCUCUGGGUGCUGCGGCAGUCCGGGCCCGGCCGAGACGAGAAGCACCCCGUGAAGAAGAGGGCCUUCAAGAUGGUCCUCAUCAUCCUGGCCAUCAUCGUGUUCAACUACUUCCCGCCCGUGGCACUGUUCCCGUUCCAGGACUACUUCUCUGCCGACGUGUUCAGUUGCUAUAUUCACUAUCUCGCCUUUGGCCUGAUGGACUUCAGCAGCACCAUUCAGCCCAUGCUCUACCUCUCCAAGGAGAAGAUGCCGCGGAGCCUCGACUGUUGUCGCACAAGCACGACUCAUGUCCAAUAGGGACAAGUUGCAAAAGUUGUUGAUUGUAAUAUGAAUAUGCUGAUACGGUGAAAUACAAGAGAAUAGAUUAUGUUCUUGCUUUAUCAGAUAUAGAGAAAAUUGAUUGACUCAACUAGGAAACUAUUGGAUUAAUUCUGUUUUUUAGAUAAAUGUCAUACUUUGCAAAAUAUUCAACUAUGAAAUUGAAUCACUUCAGAAAGAAACUUUUGAGCUUUAAAAUGGUUAACAUUUGCGUUCAGCUUUUUGAUAGCUUGUAAAGUUGCAGUUUACGUUUUAUGCUUUUUUCUGACAGAUCAGAUUUAUUGUGGUCGUCUAUGGGGGCAGGUUAGAAUUGCAGCUACUUCAGCUGUUCAGCUAUUUAUAACACAAUUUAUACAUCAUAUUCUAGACAAAUCCAUCCCGUUUGUCUGACACCCUAAGCGAUAGGAAUGCGUGCAAUUUUACAUCCCUUUUCACUUUUUCUACACGUAUGAUACAUGUACAGUACGUCUUCAGCAUAGUCUCGCAUUGUUUGGAAUUUCAGUCAAGGUGUCUUGUUCAGCGUGGACCUCAGUGGCUGAUUUGUUAUCACUCGUUCACAUAACGGAGACCGAUUUCUUUCCAUUAAAACCAUUUAAACCUUCAUCUGUCUAAUAUUAAAGAAAAUACCUGUAAAUAAAUUUCACUUUUCAAAGGGAUUUUAUUUCAAUGUCCAGCUUUCCGCUACUUCACCAUCAUGUUUUUUGUAUGCAGCUUCUUCAGAUAAUGCACUUCAGAUGCUUUACGGAUGGUAUCUGAAGUUUUUUUCGACAAUUUUUCUGUUAUCUUGAACUUGCAAAUUGACUCAUUUAAACUUCACAAAGUUCACUUACCACAUAAUUUUUGGUCUCCAAAUUAUAAGCAUAUUUUUUUUCUUUGACACAAUGUCGACUUUGAACAACAAGUCUCUGAGCAACAGGAACAGCCUCCUUCCCACUGACUCCAAUUAUAUCUGAGACCAGAUAAUCAGGAGGAAAACACAGAAUAUAGAUAGAUAGCCUUUUCAAAACUCACUGCAUAUAUUUCCCAAAUUUCUGACAGGACAAUCAUACUUUACAUCACUUUGUUCAACAGGCGAGAACCUAAACCUCUGUGUCCACACGUGUUUGUUUGUGUGCGCGUGUGAAAUUACAGCCUCAAUUUUCAUUUGCCUCAGUGAAUAGAGACACUGAAUUAUGCA
Messenger RNA from Scophthalmus maximus (turbot), 2255 nucleotides. It is a transcript of the gene hcar2, whose product is annotated as proteinase-activated receptor 3. Gene Ontology annotation, cellular component: membrane. Bases 170 to 1057 code for a protein of 295 amino acids. Gene Ontology annotation, molecular function: G protein-coupled receptor activity. NCBI's taxonomy places the organism in Eukaryota, Metazoa, Chordata, Actinopteri, Pleuronectiformes, Scophthalmidae. The record is from RefSeq and is a predicted model, not a curated record. Gene Ontology annotation, biological process: positive regulation of Rho protein signal transduction; phospholipase C-activating G protein-coupled receptor signaling pathway. The transcript is spliced from 2 exons.